AUGUCCAUGUCCGACCACUCUGAGAAGGAUGCCGCCUCUGGCUCAGGCGCAGACUCCCUCGACGGCCCCAUGCUCUACGAGCGGCCGACGGGCCUCAAGGGCCUCUACUACCACCCCGUAGUCCAGGUCUUCUUCCUCGGUUUCGUCUGCUUCAUGGGCCCCGGUCUCUUCAACGCCCUCAACGGUCUCGGCGGCGGCGGCCAGGUCGACAGUACCACCAGCGCCAACUCCAACAGCGCCCUCUACGCGACCUUUGCCUUUACCGCUUUCUUUGCAGGCUCGAUCAACAACGUCCUCGGUCCUCGUCUCACGCUGCUUCUCGGGAGCAGCGGCUACGCCCUGUACAUCGGCUCUUACCUUGCUAUCAACAUCCACCAGAAUGCUGGCGGCUUUGUCAUCGCCGCAGGCGCAGUCCUCGGUGUCUGCGCCGGAUUGCUCUGGACAGCCCAAGGGUCGCUCAUGUUGGCGUAUCCGACCGAGGACCAGAAGGGUAUGUUCAUCGGCAUCUUCUGGUCCGUGUUCAAUUUGGGUGGUGUUGUGGGUGCAUCAGUCUCUCUUGGUCAGAACUUUAAUUCCCAGAGCAACGCCGUCGGAAAUGGCACCUAUAUCGGGUUCCUGAUCCUCACCCUCAUCGGAGUGCUCAUUCCGCUGCUCAUGGCCAACCCCAACAAGAUGAUUCGCUCUGACGGCACACGCGUCAUGACCCUCCGCCACCCGUCUUGGAAGACCGAGUUCUGGGGCCUCUGGGUGACCCUCCGCUCAGACCCCUUGGUAGUGAUGCUCUUCCCCAUGUUCUUUGCGUCCAACUGGUUCUACACAUGGCAGUUCAACGACUACAACCUCGCCCUGUUCACCAUUCGCGCGCGUGCGCUGAACAACCUCGUCUACUGGAUGGCCCAGAUCGUUGGCUCCGUCAGCAUCGGCUUCUUGCUCGACCAGAAGGGCCUUACGCGUCGCUUCCGUGCGUACAUGGGCUGGACGGUCCUGUUCUGCAUGGUCUUCGUCGUCCACAUCUGGGCGUACUUCUAUCAAAAGCACUACACCCGCGAGACGAUCGCACAGGAGACCGCGGAUGACACCAAGAUCGACAUCUACGACAAGCCAUACGUCGGCCGCAUCUGGCUGUACAUCUUCUGCGGCAUGCUCGACGCGAUGUGGCAGACGACCGCUUACUGGAUCAUGGGUGCCAUGUCCAACGAUCCUGCGAAGCUGGCCAACCUGACUGGUUUCUACAAGUCGCUGCAGUCUGCAGGUGCUGCCGGCAUCUGGCGCGCGGAUGCCGUGGGCAUUGCGUACAUGAACAUCUUCAUCUCCACCUGGGCUCUGCUCGUUGGCGGUCUUAUCUUCACUCUUCCCAUGAUCUACAUGCGGGUGAAAGACCACACCGACCCGUCGGACGAGAUCGACGGCAUUCUCGCCGAGAUCGAGAGCCCUCCAUCUCAACCCCAAAUACCGACAGAGAAACCCGAGGAUUCCGCCUGA
Molecule: messenger RNA, 1482 nt
Organism: Rhodofomes roseus
Lineage: Eukaryota; Fungi; Basidiomycota; Agaricomycetes; Polyporales; Fomitopsidaceae
Product: major facilitator superfamily domain-containing protein
Exons: 10
Coding region: 1-1482 (493 amino acids)
Source: RefSeq, a predicted model, not a curated record